AGAGAGAGAGAGAGAGAGAGAGAGAGAGAGAGAGAGAGAGAGAGAGAGAGAGAGAGAGAGAGAGAGAGAGAGAUGGCGGGAACGAAUGCGCCAGUGAAUGUGAUGUUGGCGAUUCACGCGAAGAAGACGCUGCCGGUGGAUUUGUACAAGCCGUUGAAGCAAUACGUGGUGCAGCAUUUUUCCGAGAGAGAGGCUCAGGACGCAGACGACGAUCUGCACGCUGUGCACCAGAUGCGCUCUGAGGUGGAGAAGCAGGCGGACACCCUGGAGGCUCGUCGAGAUCUUCUUCAGCGUUAUUUCAAGGCCUUGACGUUAAUGGAGACUAGGUUCCCGAUCAGCCCUGAGAAGGAGCACGUGCACACAGUCUCUUUCGUCUGGUACGACGCGUUCAAGCAGCGAUGGAAGACUUCUCUUCAGAACAUCCAUUUCGAGAAAGCGGCGGUCAUCUUCAACAUCGGCGCGGUGCAGAGUCAGCUGGGGUUGGCGGCAGACAGAUCCACUCCCGCCGGUUUGAAAGCCGCGUGCCAUUGUUUCCAGACAGCGGCGGGCGCGUUCGCCUACCUGCGCGACAACGUGUCGAUGAAGGCGACGUCGGGAUCGGCGGCGGCGAGCGUGGACGUGUCGGUGGAGUGCGCGGGGAUGCUGGAGCGGUUGAUGCUGGCGCAAGCGCAGGAGUGCUUCUUCGAGAAGGUGGUGGCGGACAACCGGCCCGCGAUGCUGUGCGCGAAGGUGGCAAAGCAGGUGGGGUCGUUCUACGAGGAAGCGCACGUGGCGCUCUUGCGCCCGGUGCUGGCGGCGCACUUCGACCGCCCCUGGGUCGCGCACGUGCAGAUCAAGAUGGCGCAGUUCCAGGCGCAGGCGCUGUUCCGCGCCUCCAUCGAUCUGCACGAGAACGAGUGCAUAGGGGAAGAAAUUGCGCGCCUGAAGUCGGCGCAGCAGAUCGUCGCCGACUCCAAGCGCCAGAGCAAGGGGGUCAAUCCCGCCUUGCUGGACGCGCUGUCGCGCCUCGAAGCCGCCAUAGCCAGGAACUUGGAGAGGGCGAUAAAGGAGAACGACCGCGUGUAUCUGAUGCGCAUUCCGCCGCCAGAUACAUUGCCAGACAUCCCCAGCUCCUGCUUGGUCAAGCCCUGGAGCAUGGCGGAGGUGAUCGACGCCACGGGGCUCAAGCUGUUCAUCUCGCUCGUGCCGGACAGCAGCGCGAAGGCGCUGUCCAAGUACACGGAGAUGGUGGAUGAGGUGAUCAGAACGCAGACGGAGAAGCUGCAGCAGGAGAGCGAUGCAACGAGGGCAAGCUUGAGGGAGAUGGAGAUGCAAGAAAUCAUAGCUGCGCUUGAUGGGCUGUCGCCGCUGCCUGACGGCUUGAGAGACGACGUGGAGGCAGUGCAGAAUGAGGGCGGGCCCAGGGCGCUGGAUGCGGAGAUGGCCAAGCUGCGAGAGAUGAGGAGGCAGUGUGAGGAGAUGCUGGCGCAGGCGGAAGAGACUUUGGAAAGGGAGAGCAGAGACGAUGCGCACAUGAGAGGGCAGUAUGGCUCCAAAUGGACGCGGGCCACGUCAUCGCAUCUCACCAAAGGCAUGCGGGAUAAAGCCAACGCCUUCGCCGCCAACCUCAAGCAAGCGGGGGAGAGCGACGCCCGCGUAGAGAGAGCGAUUCGAGACAACGAAAAGCUGCUCAGCAUUCUUAAUCACAAACCGAUUGAGGCAUGCUUUCCAGUUUUAUCGCGGCCGUUGGUGCCUAUGGCUGGAGAUGAACUGCUUCCACAUCUCUUAAAACAGAAUUUGAAUGAGCUAGAAAAGCUUGGGGGAGAGCGUGCCGACCUCGAAGAUAUGCUGAAAAACAUGAAACAGAAGGAUAACAUUUUACCAAGAUUGAUGGCAACGACGUCGUCCUAUGAAGAGCUCUUCAAGAAGGAGCUGACGAAAUAUGAUGCCCCGUGCGAGAAGAUCGCGCUGAACAUAGCAAACCAAGAGAGAUGUCUGAAGCAUAUUCAGAAGGUUACUAAUCAGAUCGUCCAGGCCGUCAUAAAGUACCGGGAAAUCAAGACUAAUCUGAAUGAAGGAACCAAGUUCUACAUCACACUGCAGGAUGCAUUGAGUUCUCUGAAGCAGCAGUGCAGUGACUACGCGUUGACUAGAGAGAUUCAGGGCAAAGAUAUCAUUGAAGAUCUUCAGCGACAGCUGUCGAACGUUCGAGUCGAGACUGCGCCGGGACCGCCUCCACCCUCGACACAGGGCCAGGCACCCAAUUACCCAGGUUUGCUUGGAGCACUGGGAGGGAUGUUGGGAAUCCAAAGACAUGGGAACCAAAUGUCUGGGUCCCAACAGGAGGCACCACAACCUUCUGCGCCGGCUGUCGGAGCGAUGGGGUCAUCACCCCAACACCAAGGACAGGGCUUGCCUCCACAACAGCAGCGGCCGAUGAGCCAGGGCUACACGAAUCAGCCACCACCGUAUUAUCCCCCACCAGCACCUUAUCAGCAACCGCAACAUGGGGGAUAUUAUGGAGGGCCACCGCCAUACCCGGGGGCUCCGGGAGGGGGCUACGCACCCCAUCCUCCUUAUGCGCCAUGGGGUGGGGCCCCUCCUGGGUACUAUCAACAAGCACCGCCCCCUCCGCCGCCUGGUAAUAAUUUGCAGUACCCUUAUUAUGGACAGGGAUCGCAGCAGUGACUUGGCGGCUCCUGUUUUCAAAUAACGAGGCAGUUCCAAGAUUAUGAUGAAUUCAUGACCGGGCUGUCGCCUGUUCAUUUUGUCCACUUACGGCUGCAAAUUUGUGUUGCCCCAGUCGCACGUGAAGCAUGCCAGGAUGCAACAACAACCAGGCCAGGAGCGGUGAACGUGAUCCACCCCCUCUAUGGGAAGCAGCGAGCGGAGUCCACAUUUCGGGGAACCACUUGGUGCUUUUCCAUCCUUUGCAGUAGCAGCUUCUUCUCAGCUUGUAAAAGUGGAUUUUGAAGGAAGAGAGAGAGAGAGAGAGAGAGAGAGAGAGAGAGAGAGAGAGAGAGAGAGAGAGAUGAAGUUGGUUCUUGUGGUAUAUUUGUUGCAGAGCCAGUGAAGCAAAGUCAGUGAGCUCUGUCAUCAAAUUUUUUGUGGCUUUGAGAGCCAUUGUUGUCUCUGGAGCCGAUCGUGUCGGCAUUGCCUUAUUGGCAAGCUUGUGAUAUGUAUAUAUAAUUUGCAAAACAUGUACGUAGUAUUCUUAGUAUGUGUUGCCACUGUCAGUUGCUUGUACUGCCAUCUUGAUAGCAGCCUCUAGUUUGAUGUGGCAAAGUUGAGUCGAUUCAAUGGGAUGGUGCCAGUUUGAUAUGUGCUGCCGUGCUUCCAUUGCCCCCUGCCAUUGCAUACCAUUGUUUGUCUGAAAGGUCGUACCAGAAUGAUUGCAGUCUCUAGUUCGAGGGCAGAACUGAAUUGAUUCCAUGGUGGUGCUGGUUUGAUGCUGCCUCCUUGCCUCUUCCCCUUUGCUCUCUCGCCCCCGUCGAUUGUGCAUUUGCUUCUCCCGAUUCCCUUGCGAUAUACAUUCUCGAUGUUACAGUUGCGGUCGUUCUCUGAAAUGGGCGCGUUCGCUCCCGCCGUCUAAUCCUCACUCGUCUCGUUUCUGUUCUUAUUGGGGCUGGUCUUCGACCUGGAGUUGGCGCUUGGCCCAUAUGGAGCUGGGGGUUCCUCCUCCUCCUUUGUGUGUCGCGUCAACGGUUGGAGUGGGUUUGAGUUUGCAGUUUUGGAGCGGUUCAACGUUCAAACGAGAUCAUUUUUUCGCGGUAAUGCGGCGGAGCUGGUGCCAUGAACAGCUUCCGAGAGCGAGGCGUCCCUUCUCUAUGUUCCGUUUCCAUCAGACAGCUUCCACAGAGCAGUCGCAGCAGUGUACCGAGGCAUGGUCGCUGAAGGUCGGAUAGAAGCAUCAGCUUGUUUUUGGGAGUGGCUUUGCAGAGAGAGGGUAUCAUGGCGCAGGCGUUGAAGAACUUGAGGGAGGAGGUAUGUGGGAGUGGAAGCUUGCCCUUCGCCUUUUGGGUUGAAAGUGUUGUUGUCAUCAUAGGGGAGGAAGAAGUGGGAUAGGCUAAGAGGAUACCUCUGUAUGGCAUGGCGAGCAAGUAUGGUCCUUUUACGCGCAGAGAGAGCUUUGUGUUGUCGUGUGGAUGAUGACUAUCUUCUUUAUCUGAAAGAAGACUGGAUGCGGUCCGCAGCAAGAACUGACCAUGUCCCUCGUUAUAUUGCAGGUAAGAAAUCUAUCUGAUGCUCAGGGAUGGCAGCCACCUCUGUUGUCUUACUUCUCGCGGAUGGAGGACUGAUCAUCUCCGCAUUGCCCAGGGGUGGAUUACCGGGGCUGGAGGGUUUGGGGGAAAGAGGGGAUGGGGGUUAGCAACUGUGCCGGCUGCCUUGACAUUUGACAUCGGGAUAACAUUCCGUGUUUGAAAGGCUCAUGUCUUCAUUGUCGUCCCCCCUUCGGUGAUUAUGAGUUUCCCCCUUUUUAUCUCUUUCGGGGAUCGAGCAAUCGGCCAUGUGCAACUUUGACGAUGCUUGUCCUCGAUGACUCGGGUUGGGUGCGUACAUGCGCGUUUUGCGGCUUAGACGU
Molecule: messenger RNA, 4561 nt
Organism: Chara braunii
Lineage: Eukaryota; Viridiplantae; Streptophyta; Charophyceae; Charales; Characeae
Source: the annotation of a GenBank genome assembly